CACAAACUUAUAAAUAUUAGAAUUGGGUUAAUAAAUGGAGGAGGCAGAAGGAGAAACAUAGAUUUCCAAUAUUUUAUAUGAUUUUCUGAUCGGACAAACGUGCCCAAACUGAGUACAAAUUCACUGGAAUUGCUAAUAUCGAUCAACGUGAUUCCCCUAAUCAUCGCAAGGAGAGGACAAGAACGACGAUUGGCAGUCGCCUCGAAAACUUUUCCACAACUUUUUCAGCGUCACUUGGGCCCUUUAAUAUGUGCUCUUGGAGCAGAAGACUUCACCAAAACUUGACUUUGCGCGCACCCCUCGUCGCCCGGUUCUGAUUUUCUGAAGUUUUACUCGCUUAUUCAACAGUUUUGCAACCAUGAGAGACAUGGGAAGGCAGAGUAUUCCGUUGAUUGAUCGUGGGGCAGCGGGGAGGAGCCAUGGCACAUCUCAAGAACAUCAGUUAACAGUCCUGGAACAUGGGAAUGCUGAACCGCCUGCAAAUGUUGGGUUUGGCAGAGUACUUUCACUUGCAAAACCUGAAGUGGGGAGGUUGAUAAUUGCUACCAUUGCUCUUCUGAUUGCUUCCACCUCAACUAUAUUGAUUCCGAAAUUCGGUGGAAAGAUUAUAGACAUUGUAACUGGAGAUAUCGACACACCCGAACAGAAAAGCAAAGCUUUAAAGGAAGUCACAAACACCAUUGUAUACAUCACAUCAAUCGUCUUAGUCGGUUCGGUUUGCUCAGCUAUUCGAGCUUGGUUAUUUUAUUCUGCUAGUGAAAGGGUUGUUGCUCGUUUAAGGAAGAAUUUAUUCACUCAUCUUCUUAAUCAGGAAAUAGCCUUCUUUGACGUUACCCGAACAGGGGAGCUUCUUAGUAGGCUAUCUGAGGAUACCCAAAUCAUUAAGAAUGCAGCAACUACCAAUCUUUCAGAGGCUCUAAGAAGCCUAUCAACUGCAUUAAUUGGGUUGACCUUCAUGUUUUCAACUUCUUGGAAGUUAACAUUAUUGGCUUUGGUUGUUGUCCCUGUUGUUUCUGUUGCUGUUCGUGAAUUUGGUCGCUAUCUUCGUGAGCUGUCUCACAAGACUCAAGCAGCAGCAGCUGUCUGUGCUUCAAUAGCUGAGGAAUGUUUUGGUGCCGUGCGCACUGUCAGAUCUUUCGCUCAAGAAUCCUAUGAGAUAUCACGGUACUCUCAGAAAGUAGAGGAGACAUUGCAACUUGGACUUAAACAAGCUAAAGUGAUUGGAUUGUUCUCUGGAGGUCUCUUUGCAACGACGACCUUAUCUGUUAUUAUCGUCGUGAUAUAUGGAGCUAAUUUGGCAAUCAAAGGGUUCAUGAGUCCAGGAGCUCUGGCAUCUUUCAUCCUCUAUAGUUUAACUGUUGGAACCUCCAUAUAUGGGUUGUCAGGAUUGUACACUGUUGUCAUGAAAGCUGCUGGAGCUAGUAGACGAGUUUUUCAGCUCCUUGAUCGUGUAUCAACAAUGGCAAAUUCAGGAAAUAAGCUCCCUAUUGGUUCUUUUGAAGAUGUGAAGAAAUGGAUUGAGGAAAUCAGUAGGGAGUUGUCAGAUGAUCAAGAUGGAGAGGUCGAGUUGGACGAUGUCUGGUUUGCAUAUCCGUCCCGCCCGAACCACACGGUGCUGAAGGGAAUAACACUGAGAUUGCAGCCUGGCACAAAAGUUGCUCUAGUUGGUCCGAGUGGUGGUGGAAAAACCACCAUAGCAAACCUGAUUGAAAGGUUUUACGAUCCUAUUAAAGGACGGAUUCUGAUAAACGGCGUUCCUCUAGUAGAGAUAUCACAUGAACAUUUACACAAAAGGAUCAGUACAGUGAGCCAGGAGCCUGUUCUUUUCAACUGCUCCAUAGAGGAGAACAUAGCCUAUGGUUUAGAUGGCAAAGUUGAUAGCAUUGACGUAGAAAAUGCAGCUAAAAUGGCCAAUGCACAUGACUUCAUAUCAAACUUCCCUGAAAAGUACAAAACUCAAGUCGGAGAACGCGGGGUAAGGCUGUCGGGCGGUCAAAAGCAAAGAGUAGCUAUAGCAAGAGCUCUACUUAUGAACCCAAGAAUUCUCCUGUUGGAUGAAGCCACAAGUGCUCUAGAUGCUGAAAGUGAACACCUAGUACAGGACGCAAUGGAUUCUUUGAUGAGAGGCAGGACGGUGCUAGUCAUUGCUCACAGGCUAUCAACUGUGAAGACCGCAGACACUGUGGCUGUUGUUUGUGAUGGUGAAAUUGUUGAAAGUGGAAGGCAUGAAGAGCUUCUUAGCAGGGAUGGUGUCUACACUGCACUAGUCAAGAGACAACUGCAAGAUACAAGAACAACCUAAUGAAAAAGACCCUUUUCUUCCUUUCCUACCACUAUACACAGAAAUCGUCCUGAGUCCGAUUUCCUUUAGAAAUAAGA
Cucurbita maxima (winter squash) is the source of this 2379-nucleotide messenger RNA. Its product is annotated as ABC transporter B family member 25-like. NCBI's taxonomy places the organism in Eukaryota, Viridiplantae, Streptophyta, Magnoliopsida, Cucurbitales, Cucurbitaceae. Gene Ontology annotation, biological process: transmembrane transport. The transcript is spliced from 18 exons. The record is from RefSeq and is a predicted model, not a curated record. Gene Ontology annotation, cellular component: membrane. Gene Ontology annotation, molecular function: ATP hydrolysis activity; ATP binding; ABC-type oligopeptide transporter activity. The coding region runs from base 359 to 2302 and encodes 647 amino acids.